AUGAUAGUAUCAUUACUAUUUAUGGGGAUUUUUAUACAAAUUUAUAGCGAAGAUACAUUUGAUUGUACAGGUUAUGAAGAUGAUUCAUUUCAUCCCAUGUAUAAUGCUGAUAAUUGUCGAUAUUAUUGGCAUUGUAUAUAUGUUGAUACAGUUUAUAUGCGAGCCAUAAAACGCAGUUGUCCAGCUGGAACUGAGUUUAAUAAUGAAUUAAAAGAAUGUGAAAUACCGAGUUCAGUGAACUGUAUAAAACAUAAUUUCUCUUAUAUACCACAAAAAAAAUCGAUAACAACACAGGAAACUCUCAUUGUUGAUACUGAUAUAACAACAAUCACAAUCUCACAAUCAUUUCAAGUAUUACCCAACACUAUAUCUCCAUUACCUUCCAUAUUGUUAAUUGAACAAUUUUUAAAAAACUUAAUAGCUCGACAACAAAAGUCUACAACCAAUGAAAUUUCUCAAUCGACUCUAGUUCCGACAACAACAACAUCAGAAUAUCCACGAAAACAUCUUAAUCGUCAUCGUAAUAAUCUCAUAUUAAAUAUUUUAACAAGUCAUGAACAUAAAAUUCGACGAUUUUCGAUUAAUCAAACAAAUGGUAUACUUAUUCAUUGCAAUGAAAUUCGACGUCGUCGAUUACGUGAAUUAAUUUUUCGUACAACAACAACAACAAUAAAACUUCCUACUUCUUCAUCAAAAAUUUGUUAUAAUAAUAAUAAAAGAUUUUUUAUAAUAUUUAUAACUUUUUUCUUAUUUUUACAAAAAUAA
Molecule: messenger RNA, 765 nt
Organism: Adineta steineri
Lineage: Eukaryota; Metazoa; Rotifera; Eurotatoria; Adinetida; Adinetidae
Source: the annotation of a GenBank genome assembly